AUGACCGCCAUCACACCAUGCUCCAACCCGUACGACCCGUCCAGGGACCUGAGCCCGAACCUGCCGACCACGUCGUGCCGCGGCCAGGAUACGACCAACGUAUUCGGCGUGGUCGGCGUGGUCGGCGGUGGCGUGCACGGCCAGUGUUGCGCGUUCAAGUCAGAGUUCGACGACGACUGCACCACUGCCGCCGACUGCUGCAGCAAGGUGUCCCCGCCGCCGCCUCCUCCGCCGCCUCCGAUUUCCAUCAUGGGACGCGACGACUACCGCGGCGGCCCGCUGCAGGCGGUGCCGUGCAAGCAGGAACUCGACGCCGGCCACGGGUUGGGUUCGUCGCCAGCCGGACACCAUCACAGCCACCAGCUGCUGCACCACCAUCACCACCACCAUCUCGGUGGUGGUUACGAUUCGCCGCCGGAACCGUCGUCGUCGUCGCCUCCGCCGGCCGGCCACGCGACGUCUUACGGCGGCAGUGGCGCUUACGAGACGUCGCCGCCCGCCGCCGACAUGAUGGUCCGGCCCAAGCGGGAACAGGCCGAGGUGAACCUGUGCGACGGUUGCGGUCUGAAAAUCCUAGACCGUUACUAUCUGUUCGCGGUGGACAAGAGAUGGCACGCCACGUGUCUGCAGUGUUCCCAGUGCGCCCGGACCCUGGCCACCGAAAUCAAAUGUUUCUACCGGGACGGUAACAUUUACUGCAAGGCCGACUACCAAAGGUUGUACGGCAUACGGCGGUGCGGCCGGUGCCAGGCGGCCAUUUCGCCGUCGGAGCUGGUGAUGCGCGCCCGGGACACGGUGUUCCACGUGCCGUGUUUCAGUUGCACCGUCUGCUUGGCGGUGCUGACCAAGGGCGAUCAGUUCGGCAUGCGCGACGGCGCGGUGUUUUGCCAGCACCAUUACCAGCAGUUCGGGCCGUCGUCCGCGUCGCUGCAGGCCCAGCAACAGCAACAGCAACAGUCGCCGCUGCCGAGGACCAUCAUGCCGCCGUCGAUGACGCCCGUCCAGUCGCCGUACCCGUCGUCCCGGGCGCUCGAGUCACCCGCGCCCGGCGCCGGCGCGUUCUUCAACGGCGGUGCCGCGGCCAACGGAGCCGGUGGUGCGCCUGCCGUCUCCGCUCCCACGCAACCCCGGCAGAAAGGCCGUCCCAGGAAGCGUAAACCCAAAGACUUGGACGCCAUGACCGUCAAUAUGGACAUGAACUCCAGCGAUUCGUACAACAUGGAAAUGGCGUUCGGCCCUGGUGGCUUGUCAUCCGGAGGCGGUAACGGUGGUCCCGGGUCCGGUCAUCAGCGGACGAAGCGCAUGCGCACGUCAUUCAAACACCACCAACUACGUACCAUGAAGUCGUACUUCCAUCACAACCACAACCCCGACGCCAAGGAUCUCAAACAACUCUCGCAAAAGACCGGCCUCCCCAAACGGGUGUUACAGGUUUGGUUCCAAAACGCUCGAGCCAAGUACAGGCGGACGUCGACCAAACAAGACGGCAGUCUGGGAUCGUUGGCGCCGCCGUCGAUAAAACCAGACAAAAGCUGUUCGGAAAGCUCGACGGGCUCGACCGGCAUCGAAGCGGUUAUGUUCCACCAGCAGCAGCAGCAACAGCAACAACAGCAGCAACACCACGCUAUGCAGAUGAGCCCCAGGAGCUAUCUGAGCACAUCGUCGCCGAUGGAAUGCGGGUCGUAGAGAACCAUCACUGCAACUACUACUAUCGUAAACAAUAAUAUAUAAAAUAAUAUUAUCGUCUAACGUUUCCUUUAUAUCAUAGUAUAUCGUAAUUAUUAUUAUACAGAAAUAUUAUAGUAUAUUAUACGUAACUCGUGUGUACAUAUAUAAAUAUAGGGGGGGGGGGAUUACGAAUAAAUAGAAAUAAUAAUAUAUUAUUAUGUUAUAAACGUCGGCGUUUAUAAAAAAAAAAAAAAAAAUUAUGAGAACAGCGAAAAGUCAGUUUCGUAUACGUGCAAUAUUUUCAGAACAUAUAUAAGUAACUUAAGUUGUUGUUUUUUUUUUUUUAAUUAAAUAUUUAUAUUGUUGAAAGUAUAACGGUUUGAAAAAAAAAUAAUGAGAGAAAAAAAUACUAUUAGUCUUUAGUAACGAUGUUCGAGAGUAGUAUAUAUAUACAUAUAUAUAUAAAUACAUACUUAAUAAGCGUAACUUGUAUAAAUCGAUGUUGUCCUUACUUCCCUUGUGUCUAUACAUAUACUUUGUAAAACAUGUACAUUUCUCUUAAAUAAAAAACAUUGUGGUGACAUUUUAAUAAUUUAAAAAA
Molecule: messenger RNA, 2269 nt
Organism: Myzus persicae (green peach aphid)
Lineage: Eukaryota; Metazoa; Arthropoda; Insecta; Hemiptera; Aphididae
Product: protein apterous-like
Biological process (GO): regulation of transcription by RNA polymerase II; neuron differentiation
Cellular component (GO): nucleus
Molecular function (GO): RNA polymerase II transcription regulatory region sequence-specific DNA binding; DNA-binding transcription factor activity, RNA polymerase II-specific
Source: RefSeq, a predicted model, not a curated record